Molecule: messenger RNA, 6385 nt
Organism: Phoenix dactylifera (date palm)
Lineage: Eukaryota; Viridiplantae; Streptophyta; Magnoliopsida; Arecales; Arecaceae
Source: RefSeq, a predicted model, not a curated record
ACGAGCGGCGGCACCGACUCCGCGAACCGCGUUCACGCUGGUGAAAAAGGCACCGCGGCAAUCAUCAAAAGAGUUUCCUAAGCGGCAAAGAGCUGUCUCUAUCUCCCAUCUUCCCUCCCGCUCCAAGAUUCCAACGCCAUUGCUUACGCUAUCCCCUUGCCAGGAUUCGGCGAAUUCCAGACUGUUUUUGCCAAAUCCGGUCGAGAGCCCUCCGGAAUCGCGAUCCGGAGCUCGAGAUCUAUCGACCUAGGGUCCUCUUGGGUGAUCUGGAUUCGAUUUGAGAAUUUGAUUCGUUCGGGUUCCGGUUUUCUUGGAUCGGCGUCGCGGCAUUGGCCGAUUGAGGAAGAUUUAACUGGAUUUUAAGGUCUUAGGUGCGGAAACUCCCGAUUUCGUGCGGAUCUUAGGUUGUUAUCUGUCCCCUAGUUUUCAUCCGAUCGCCCGAGAUGCCGAACGAGGGAGCCCGGAGGAACGGGGCCUCUCGUCUGCUCACUGAGGGACUACUGCUGCAUGAAGCCGUUCCCCCAACUUCUUCAUCUUCGUCGCCGCCUUCUUCUCGUUAUCCGGGUACCAAGUAUGUCGAGCACCAUGUCUCAAAGAUGGACACGCUUGCUGGCAUCGCGAUAAAGUAUGGUGUUGAGGUUGCUGAUAUAAAGCGAAUGAAUGGUUUGGUGACGGAUCGCCAGAUGUUCGCGCACAAGACGCUGCGGAUUCCUUUGCCAGGUCGGCACCCCCCAUCUCCUAUCCAUCUGAAUGGUGCAGCAGCCAAUAAUAGAGAACAGACUCCUGUUCGUCAUCCUCGCAGAGAUUCUGCUCUAGAUUCACUCCAAUCGCUGAAGUCGAAACCUCCUCAACCCAAGAUCAUCUCCCCUGCCAUAAUCAGUGUGCAGGGAUACUAUGGUCUCAAGGCCCCUGGAAGGGGUCCAGCUGUUGAAGAAACUGAAAUGACCGUUUACAAAAUUAGUGGUUCCUUCAACUUUGAAGAUGAACCCCCUAAACCCUCACCAGCUUCUGAUCCACAACACUUCAACCGCCAUAGGAGGUCUGCAAGCCUAACAAAUGGGUUCCCGCAGGAAAAUGGUGAGCCAGCUGAGAUACCAGUAGUUGCUGAAGCUGGGGACAGCAGUGAUGAGCAAUCAAAGAGUGAGAAGUCUGUCAGGCGACGUCAAAAAGCUGAUGCUGAUCCUCCUUUGCCCGCCCUAGACUUACUAACGGAGGAUAGGGGAGGGGUCGCAGGGAGGAUAGGAAAGGGUCCAGCCCCCAGGCCGAAGUUGGGGACACCAAUAGGCAUGGAGCUGCUCCGGCAGAAUGCCUUUUCAACUGGAGACACUUCUGCGGCCAGUGGGUUUGCUGCUGUAAAAAAAUCAUUGAGCACCUCAAAUUUGCAGGAAUCCGAUUCUGGGUCAUCCGCAAGGUCAUCUUCGAAGUGGAUUUUGAAAUCUGAUGCUAUCACCAGACCAAUUUUCGGUGGCUUGCCAAAGCCAAUUGCUUCUUGGAACAAAUCUGCUCUAGAUUAAUCAUGCCAUUAUAGAUGCCUAUUUGUUCUUUCGCCUUUUUCUUCCUUGCCGUCAUGUGUAACCAAAUGUAAAUCUAAGACUCACCCCCCUUUCUGCUAAGGAGGCCUUGAUUAAGACUGGUCAUAUGUAACCUUAUAAGGAAAUAGAAAAUUUCGGCGAACAGGACCCAGCCUGUGCACCACUGAUUAAGAACAGCAGAGCUUGUCGAAGCACCAUCCUUUUUCCAGUACCACCGUUCUGUGAAACUUCUCAUCCAUGAAAUACGUAUUAUGAGAUUCUGGAUGCUUCUUGAUGUAGAAGGCUGCCUCUCUUUCGAAGAACUCCGGGCGGGGGAACAGCAAGCACCAGUGCCAGCACCAAAGUUAACCCUAUUCCACGGGGCAACAAGCAUCCUCUGGGAUUUUUUUUUUUUGGGGACAACCAGCUUGAGGAGGGGAAAUAAUGUACACAAAUUGGCCUUUUAGGAUUAAAGACACUGUCCCUUUGAGAGAGAAGCGCGGCUGGAAACGGACAGAAAUAUGUGAUGCGAAACUUACAGGUAUACACAGUUAAAGAAGUUCCGAAGGCAUGUCCUUUUCCCCGGUACUGGGAAUAAUACCAGAAACUGUGAUAUAAACCUCAUUCGGAUGCCAUGAUUGCAGAUCCAAUAAUACUCGUAUAAGAAAAUGAUAACAAGAAUAAUUGUGACAAAACCAUGAGCUGAAGAAACAUCAGCGUUUGUUUGCUUAACCUUGAGACAGCAUAAAAUCCACAGCCAUAAAAUAGAAGCAGUAUAUUUUUUGUGAUAAAAUAGUGUUUGUUUUUUUUUCUUUCUUUCCCUUUCUUUUGUGUAAAUAAGUGACAUAAGGCCGCCACACCAACAGAGGCGAGUUCAUGUGGCCAUAUGCUGGAUGGAAGGCAGAUUAUCAUCUUUUAAUUCAUCAUCACUUCUCUGUUAAUUUAUCAUCUUUUUUCAAGGUAGAAAAUGGGAUUCAGUAAAUGAGUGACAAGUACAUGCCUCAAACUCUAAUAUAUUACUUUCCCUUUCUGUCCUCAAUGUGCAGGACAAAUCAUCAAGAAAAUCAGAAGGGAAAUUCAAGACUACCAUCUUCAUUAAAAGAAAGAGAGAAGAAAUCUAAUUGCUCUCACAAAAACUGAAAACUGACAUAAGACAUUGUGCAUUAUCAGCCUUUGAAUACAGGAAUAAAGCACAGGCAACAUUGGGACUCAGUAUCAUGCAUGGUAGCCUAAACUAAAUAAUGCUCUCAAAAAGAGAAUCAGAUUGAAGCAUGCCUAAAUUACAAAUGAAAGACAAUUGUCCAUGCUUCCACUAAUUUUACCAUAUCUAGCUAGUCUCUGUUCCAUCUUUUUUCGACAGGCCCUCUGAAGGGAGUAAACAAAAACAUUUAAUAUACAGAGACUGGUAUGUCAACCAUAGAUGUAAACAGGAUGAGCACAGGCUGGAAACUGUUUGUUAUUCAGGAGUUAUGAAGAACCAAAUACAACUGGAUAUAAGUACUGAUAUUGAUGAUGAUGAUGGCUUGGUUAAUUCAAGAACAUCCAGAGGUCUAGAAAUUAAUUACAGGUGUCCGCUAAUGAUCCUUCAUAGUAAGCAGUAAAGGAUUUUUCAGGUACACAAUUAACUACAAAGUUUGGAUAACCGGACAUAAAACAGCCGAUUUGCAGAGGCCAUGAUAAUUAACAAGUAUCCUAAUAAGUUUCCACAUUAAGAUGAGGGUGCCCAAUGGUUGAGCUGGUAAAGUCACUAGAUGUUGGUCAUUAGGUGCCUGGGUUUGAUCCCACCCUCAACAUGAUUCUGGCCAGGAUUUCUCCAUCCUAAUUCUAAGAAGAGAAAAAGGAAAGAAAAAGAAAACAAAAAUUAUCCAUAUUAAGAUGAUACCAGACAUUUUGCUGAUUUUCAUGAAUGAACCAUUAAGUCAUCCAGAAUUUUCCACUGAAGAAAAGAGUGAUCAAUGUGCAUGAACAUCUAAUGGAUAAGGAGAGCUGAAUUGCAAAAUAAAGGCUUGUUUGUUGGGUAUGUACUCCAGGAGCAAAAGGAGGAAACCAUAAAAUGCCAAAAAAUAAAGUGGUGAAAUGUGAAAUGAGGACCGUGUUAAAAUCCUCUAGAAAUAUGUGGAAAAAGACAUUAUGCAGUGGCCUAUGAUCAUUAAGCAGUAUCCAUAUUAUGAUGAUACCUGACAAUUUAUUGACUUUCGUGACUGGAUUAUGAAGUCAUAGAGUUCAUUUUUCCAACACUAAUGGAUAACGAGGAAGCUGAAUUGCUAAACAAAGGUGAGGUUGUUCUGAGUAAGGUAUGCCACAUCGUACCGAACUAAAUAGUACAAAACGUGCCAAUUCGGUACAGGUAUGCAAUACGGAAAGCGUACUGACACUUGGUACACCGAACCGGCCCGAAUUAGGCGUACCGACACAGUAGCAGGGUAAUACUAGUGUGGGGCCCGAUACCGAGAUGGCAUAUCUUGGUUCUGAGUAUGUACUCUAGAAGAAAAAGGAAGGAACAACGAAGAGCCUAAAACAAAAAUAGUGAUAUGUGAGAUAGAAAAGAUGCAAGAUCCUUAGAGACAUUGUGGGAAGAACAUAGUUGUUACAAUCCAAAAAAGGAAAGAGCCAAACAGUUAACUACCCGAAAAAAGAAAGAACUAUCUGAACUUAAAAAUGCAAAAGAUGUGGGAAUAUGACAUACUAUAUUCAGCGGAUUGAUCAUAGAGAAUUUGCAAUGUGAUAGAUGAAGUAUGUUGGUGGCCAAAACAUACACACACACACACAGUGAGAGAGGGAGAGAGAGAGUCAGAGAUGAAAUUGAAAAAUUUCAAAUAUAUUGAAAAAGCUAAUAAAGCUAAACAGGUAGCAAGGCUACAUAUACUGUUUGUUAAUUAAGAAUGGUGGUCAUAUUCGUGGACAUCAAAAAAUCCAUUUUAUGUCUGAGUUCUUGUUUUCCAAUAAAAUGGAUUUAUGAAGUCCAUGUGUAUGACCAUUCCCAUAAUUACAGUGGAGAUGGCUAAAAAACGGAUGUGACAGAUUAAGGCAUAAAUGCAGUUUGUAAAUUAAGAAUGGUCAUAUUCGUGGACACCAAAAAAUCCAAUUCUAUGUCUGAGUUUUUAUACUCAACUAGAAUGGAUUCAUGAUGUCCAUGUGUAUGACCAUUCACAUGUAACUACACCGAAGAUGGUUAUAUAUGCAGUUUGUAAAUUAAGAACAGUCAUAUUCGUGGACACCAAAAAAUCCAUUUUAAGUCUGAGUUUUUAUAUUUAAAUAGAAUGGAUUUUCGAUGUCCAUGUGUAUGACCAUUCAUAUCUAACUACAGUUUAGAUGGCUAAAAAAAGCAUGUGGCAGAUUAAAGCAUUUGGAUGAUAGCAAAAGAAAGAAAUAUAGAAAGAAAAGAGGUUUGUAGAAUAUCAAGGGAAACUUCAUUUAAUGACUGACUAGUUCACUAAGCAGUUUCUUUUAAAUAAGAUUUCUAACUAUCAUGUUGUGGGUGGAUGGUGACUGAAGUACUACUCGUCCAUGCUUACUAGAUAUAUAAGACAUCAAAAAGCACGUGGAUUUCUGGCUAGGCACUCAAAUCUACAGAGAAGGAAACUCCUAAAGGGUGGUCGAAUGGUCCACUUCUGAGGCAAUUUGCUUUGCUUUAGCAACCAAUUGGCCAUUUGAUUUUUCCCCUUCAGUUGUAACAAAGAUGUAGCAAUGAUUUGCUUUAUAUUUAUUCUAGAGUUGAUAAUGCAACCAAAUAAUUGGAUGAAGCCUUUGUCCAUUAGAAGGACAUAAGAAUCAAAAUGCUGGGAGGAGGAUUGAGAUGCUUGUUAAUAAGAAUAAUAAAGGUGACAUAAAUAGUUGCACCAACCACCAUGAAAUUAAUCUAUAAGCCAAACUACAUAGUUAAGAGUUGAUAAAACAAAUUUUGAGAGAACCAAAUUGGUUUCAUGCUAAUAGACAGCUGAAAGAGAUUUCAAGAAAAGAAUUCUGCAUUUCCUUCUCAAAAGAUUAUGGAGAUCCGCAUGCGGUUUAUUUUAUCGACUUAAUGAGAGCGUCAAAUUGAGUGCCAUGAGAAAAUUAUCCAGCGUGCAUUAUUAUUGCAUUUAUAAGGUAUAUUUGGAAAUUAUUAGCAAAAUGUAUGACGUGACGAGGCUCUAUAGCAAGACAAGUUCCAACAUGCAGUGGGCCUACACAAACGACCAAACAUGGGCCCAUAACUGUUUCCACGUAGGGGCUGUUUGGACUCUUGUAAGUGGAGACGCAUGCAGCUCAAGUUGCAGGUACAAGCCAGCCUGCUUGUUUGGAUGCCUGCAACUCAAGUUGCGCAAUAACUUGCUUAAGCUGCACCUCAAGACUAUCUUAUAGUAGGUCGAUUUGCAGUCAAAAUUGCCACAGGACAAAUUGCAGCUACCCGAAUAGAUAUCGCAAUUAAAAAAAAACAAGAUUCUCUCUUCCCUUUUCUCCUCCACUUAGCUGCCUCCUCAUUCUCCAUCCACCCCCUCAACCUCUACACUGCCAUGCGCUGCCUCUAACCCCCUACCCUGUCCUCUCCUUCACCUUCUCCACCCUCCUCAAGGCUUGCACUGCUGCUCACUCCCUCUGCAUGGACGCCUAAACCCAUACACAAGUCCUAGCCGUCAACGACUUCAACAACGAUUUCUUCAUCCAUAAGACCCUUAUCUCCAUAUACAUUGAGUGCUCUGACUUGGCGACACUUGCAAGAUAUUCGACAGAUAUCUAUCAAAGACACCCCUCAUUUCCCCAAUCUCUCUUCCAAAUAUAAGAAGUGAGUUACCUUGUAAGGAGUGACAAAGAAUUAGAUAGAAGAGUGCCAAAUAAAUUUGAACAAUGUAAAACAUAUACCAUGGAUCACGAGAUUAGUAGGACAAAACAAGAAA